AUGAGUAUAAAUAAUAAGAGGCGCAAAGAUGGUGGAAAAGGUGGUUCAGGGUCCCAAAAUGUAGUCAUAGUUUUUAUGAAAGGUUUCAGUGUUGUUGGAAAUUCACAUAAGGAAAAUAUCAAACAAGGAAGGAUUGAAAAAUAUCCCGCAACCACAGACUUGGCCUAUUAUAGGAAUCUUGUUGCAGAUUCGGCUAGAGCAAGGUUAUUUAAAUCAACAUGGAAUCAACAUUUAAAAGUUGCAAGAGAUUUAAUCAAUAAAUUUUAUACAUUAAUUUGCAUGAGUUGCGCGUUUGAAAUUGCUGUAUUGUAUACGAUUUUGUGUAAAAUUUAUAUAGAUUUAAUAUUAUUUUUGCAACCCGAGGACAUAGAGAUAGUAUUAUCAAGCACUAAACAUACCAAAAAAAGCUACGUAUACGAUUUCCUUAAUCCCUGGCUGAGGCAAGGUCUUCUCACCAGCUUUGGACGAAAAUGGCAAUCGAGAAGAAAAAUUCUCACGCCGGCUUUCCAUUUUAAUAUUCUGCAGCAGUUUGUUCCAAUUUUCGAGGAGCAAUCUCAAAUUUUGGUGCGCAAGUUAGAGGAGCAACAUAUUGGAAAAGAAACCAAUAUAGUGCCAUUGGUGACGGAAUAUACACUACAUACAAUAUGCGAGACUGCUAUGGGACUCAAGAUUGAUCAGGAUAAUUCAGCCCAAACAUAUAAGCAAGCCGUUUGCAGACAAGGUGAAUACCUGGUAUAUCGAUCGAUUCGUCCCUGGCUAUUCAACGACAUCAUCUUUGGACUCACAAGAAUUGGACGAAAACAGAAGUCUCUUCUCGAUCAACUCCAUUCCUUCACGUGUAAAGUCAUUAAUAAACGUAAAGAAGAUUUUCUGGAAAAUAUAAAAAAAAAUCAAAACUUGUUAGAUAAUCAAGAAGAGGACAUUCCUAAAAAACGUUUAGCAAUGCUGGAUUUGCUACUUAAGGCAGAGUAUGAUGGAGCCGAUAUUAGUGAUGUUGGAAUUCGCGAGGAAGUGGAUACAUUUAUGUUUGAAGGUCAUGAUACGUCUUCUAUGGCAAUUACUUACUCACUAAUGUGUUUUGCUAAUAAUCCAGAAGUUCAGAAAAUAAUUGUAGAAGAAUUAACUGAAAUUUUCGGCGAUUCUGAUCGUUCGGCAACAACGCAAGAUUUGCAGAAAAUGCAGUAUUUGGAGAGAUGCAUCAAGGAAGUACUGCGGCUUUAUCCUUCAGUGCCACUUAUUUCCAGAUAUAACGAAGAACCAUUACAACUAAGCAAACAUUUGUUACCGGCGGGACAGACUGUGCACAUCCAUAUAUUCGAUCUCCACCGAGAUGCGACCAUUUAUCCAGAGCCGGAGCGGUUCGACCCGGAUCGCUUUUUGCCCGAGCAAUGUGCGCAGAGGCACCCCUUCGCCUAUAUACCGUUCAGUGCAGGACCAAGGAACUGUAUAGGCCAGAAGUUUGUCCUCCUUGAGAUGAAAUCCGUCUUGUCUGGUAUUCUAAGAAAGUACACCCUGAGCCCAAUUACGCGUCCACAAGAUAUAACAUUCCUUUUGGAUUUGGUGUUGAGGCCCAAAGACCCAAUUAAAGUUAAAUUCACUCUAAGAAAAUAA
Messenger RNA from Ctenocephalides felis (cat flea), 1611 nucleotides. RefSeq names its product cytochrome P450 4C1-like. NCBI's taxonomy places the organism in Eukaryota, Metazoa, Arthropoda, Insecta, Siphonaptera, Pulicidae. The transcript has 14 exons. The coding region runs from base 1 to 1611 and encodes 536 amino acids. Gene Ontology annotation, molecular function: heme binding; oxidoreductase activity, acting on paired donors, with incorporation or reduction of molecular oxygen; iron ion binding. The record is from RefSeq and is a predicted model, not a curated record.